GGAGGUGAUGGUGGCCGGGUACCCGGUGCUGCUGGUGAGGAACAAGAAGGAGUUCAGUGCCCUCAGCAGCAAGUGCCCCCACUAUGGUGCCCCGCUCAGCAAAGGAGUCUUCAGAGGGGAGAGGCUGCGCUGCCCUUGGCAUGGGGCCUGCUUCAACAUCAGGACCGGAGACAUUGAGGAGUACCCAGCCCUGGACUGCCUGCACCGCUUCAAGGUGACCGUGGAAGAUGGCAAGGUGUUUGUGACAGCAAAAAGGAAGGAUCUGGCGAGCAGCCUGAGGGUGAAGGACACAAGCAAGCGAUGCCCUCUGAGCCGGGCCACGGUGCUGCUGCUGGGGGGAGGUGUUGCUGCUCUGGUGUGUGCAGAGACCCUGCGCCAAGAGGGCUUCACCGGCAGGAUCAUCAUGGCCACCAAGGAGAAACACGUCCCAUAUGACAAGUCCAAACUGACCAAGGAAAUGAACUUGAAAGCCGAGGACAUCUACAUGAGGACACCCGAAUUCCUCCAUGCACACGGCAUAGAGCUCUGGAUGGAGAAAGAGGCAGCAUCAGUGGAUUUCCAGCAGCAGGAGGUGCACUUCAUGGAUGGGUCCUCCCAUGGGUACAACCAGCUGCUCAUCGCCACAGGCUGCCACUCCAGCCUCCUCAAAGUCCCAGGAGCAGACCUGCAGAACGUGUGCGUGCUCCAAACCCCAGAGGACGCCAGCAAGAUCUUGGAGCUGGCAACCGGGAAGAACCUGGUGAUCAUUGGAGCUUCAUUCAUAGGGAUGGAGGCAGCCGCCUUCCUCUCGGACAAGGCUGCUGCCAUCGCGGUGGUGGAGAAACAGGAGCUCCCUUUCCAAAGGGUGCUGGGUCCUCAGGUCGGAGGCGUCACCAUGAAGAUGCUGCAAGCCAAAGGGGUGAAGUUCUACAUGAAAGCGGAGCUCCGCGAGCUGCAAGGGAAGGAUGGAAAGGUCGCAGAGGCCGUUCUUGCCUCCGGAGAGAAGCUACCUGCGGAUGUGGUACUGGUGGGAAUAGGGACAGUCCCCAACUCAGCAUUCCUGAAGGGCACCUCCAUUGCCAGAGACGCCAGCGGAGCCAUCCUGGUGGAUCUGCACAUGCAGACCAACAUCCCCAAUGUCUUCGCUGCCGGGGAUGUGGUCUCCUUCCCUGUAGCGCUGCUCAAUGGGGAGCGGUGCAGCAUCCAUCACCAACAAGUGGCUGAGGCCCACGGUCACACCGCUGCCCUAAACAUGCUCAAGAAAGAGAAGCAGCUGCACACCAUUCCCUUCUUCUGGACCACGAUGCUUGGGAAGAGCAUCCGCUAUGCAGGCUGCGGGAGGGGAUACACGGACACUGUUGUGAAGGGCAGCCUGGAGCAACAGAAGUUCCUCAUCUUCUACAUCAGGGACGGUGCAGUGACUGCAGCAGCCAGCCUGGGCUGUGACCCCAUGGUGGCUCUGCUCGCUGAGGCUUUGUACACCGGGAAACAGAUCUCUAAAGAGGAAGCAGAGUAA
Neopsephotus bourkii (Bourke's parrot) is the source of this 1495-nucleotide messenger RNA. RefSeq names its product apoptosis-inducing factor 3-like. Gene Ontology annotation, molecular function: flavin adenine dinucleotide binding; 2 iron, 2 sulfur cluster binding; oxidoreductase activity, acting on NAD(P)H. The record is from RefSeq and is a predicted model, not a curated record. Bases 8 to 1495 code for a protein of 495 amino acids. Gene Ontology annotation, cellular component: cytoplasm. NCBI's taxonomy places the organism in Eukaryota, Metazoa, Chordata, Aves, Psittaciformes, Psittacidae. The transcript is spliced from 16 exons.